AUGGCUUUUCGUCUCUUACUUCUCUCUUCUGUGCUAAUUGGCCCCUCUGUCUGGGCUGGUCAACUCUGGCCGGAGCCAUGGCCUCUGGAGUGGAGAAAUCUCGACAUGAAUCUGCUCGACACGAUGGAGCAGCAUGUUCUAGAGACAGACAAUCCGGGCUGUGUCAUCAGCAACUUGACAUCGAAUGAGAUGGUCAAGGGUAGAAAAGUAGUUGACUUUUCAACGGACGCCUCGGAGAAUUUUAUGCUGCCCAAGAUCGAGCCGCUCAACUCUACCGCAGGGGACCAGUGGGCAUUCGACGGCGUCUCCAAGGACGCAAAGCAAGCCUUUGUCUUUGGCUUCUAUCGCGACCCAAACUAUGCCAUCCUCGGUACCGGAAAUUUUCGACUGUCGAUUGAGAUGGCUCUGGACGACGGAACACGCUUCGCCGAACUUUACUACCCGGAGCGAUCAGUUAUAGAGUCGUGCGCAGAAGGCAUUAGAGGAAUGUGGUACGACGACAAGGACGGGUACAGAUUCACCUGGAUGGUUAAAGCAGACAUGAGCGAGGCCAUCGUCACCCUAAACUCCGACACGCUGCAGGGAAAGAUCGCCUACCAUUCCAAAUCCCAACCUAGGUCGGCAGAUGGCCAUGUCUGGCCAAAUGCGAACGCGUCUACGCAAACAGUCCGCCACCACCACUGGGCGCAACCUAUAGUAGGUGGCAAUUUAGAAUUUGACGUCGAAAUCAAGGGGGAGAAGGUGGCUUGGACUGGCAUGGGAGGACUUGAGAGGAUCUGGACUGCCUUCAGCUGGUUCACUUGCUUGACGAACUUGCAGGGUCUGCGGACGAUGCUUGGUCCCUACGUCGUCAGCUACUUCCGCUACGAGUCCUUAAUGGACAAGGGGGAAAUCGUCGAGUCCGCCGUUGCGUUCAAAGAUGGCAUCCCUAUCUUCCGCAGCACGCUCGGGAGCCCUUCCGACACCGAGGACUACAUUGUUGCGCAGAAGACGUACGGCGGCGCUGUGACUGGAAAUCUCAAAGACAAGGUUACGGGCUUUCAGAUCGAUCUCAUCUCGCCAAAAGAUAAACGUCACUACACUUUUUCCAUUGAACAUGCCAAGUUGGCAUGGGAGUUCGCCCUUGGCGAAGGUGUCGGUGGCAGUGGUUUCACAGGCAUUUCGAUGGGCGGACACGUCGGUCAGGAUCAGUACCAAGGGGUGUCAAUCAGCGAGGCGUUAACCUUCCCCAAGAACUCUCCCUUGUUCAAGAGCAAUUAUGUAGAGUAG
Colletotrichum higginsianum IMI 349063 is the source of this 1269-nucleotide messenger RNA. RefSeq lists its product as uncharacterized. NCBI's taxonomy places the organism in Eukaryota, Fungi, Ascomycota, Sordariomycetes, Glomerellales, Glomerellaceae. The transcript has a single exon. The coding region runs from base 1 to 1269 and encodes 422 amino acids. The record is from RefSeq and is a predicted model, not a curated record.